Styela clava is the source of this 4057-nucleotide messenger RNA. Its product is annotated as exostosin-1b-like. Gene Ontology annotation, cellular component: membrane. The record is from RefSeq and is a predicted model, not a curated record. Lineage: Eukaryota; Metazoa; Chordata; Ascidiacea; Stolidobranchia; Styelidae. Gene Ontology annotation, molecular function: glycosyltransferase activity.
UUAUUUGUUUGUAUUUUUCUAGGCACCAUGUUUUUAUGUUAACUUGCGGAUGCUUUUAAUAUAUUUCGCAAUAUUAUACCCUGAAGAUAGAAAAUUGUGCAACUAAAGUGCUUCAAUAUAGGAUAUUUUACAUUGCACAUCAAGAGUGGUGCAACAAUUGUCAGAUAAAUGCUUGCCCUGCCGCCAAGGCACGGCAUAUAAAUGCAGGCGAAGAAGAGAUAUAUCGCACUGCUACUUUCACUUUUUACUGUAACUAUUGUUUAUUAUGGAAGUCAAAAGGUGUUUGUUACAUGGAAUUCUGACCAGCCAGUCCCGUUAUUUAAACGGGACGCAACAGAUGACAUUCUACCCCAAAAGUCAAUGGCACAUCUCACAGAAGAUGAUAGCGUUUCUUCAAAACUUACAUUCUUCGCGGACCAAGAAGAUGAGUUCACUGACGAUGACUACAAAUCUCCUAUGGAGAGCAUACGAACACACAAAAGCGUUUAUAAGGGACGAAAGUGUCGAAUGGACACAUGCUUUGACUUUGAACGCUGCCACGCAAAUGGCUUCAAAGUUUAUAUCUACCCAGAACCAGAUGGCGAAAAAACCUCUGCAAACUACAGAAAUAUUCUUGAUGCAAUACGAACAUCACGGUAUUAUACGGAAAAUCCUGAAAAGGCAUGCCUAUUUGUUUUGGCAUAUGACACACUAGACAGAGACAAACUAUCAGAUGACUAUAUAAAAAAGUUAGGUUCCAAAGUUUCUCGUUUAAAAUACUGGAAUAAUGGACGAAAUCAUUUAAUAUUUAAUCUUUAUUCUGGUACUUGGCCAGAUUAUCUAGAAGACUUAAAUUUUGAUAUUGGGGAGGCUAUUCUAGCAAAGGCAAGUUUAAGCAAAGCAAGCUAUCGCGAAGGCUUUGAUAUAUCUCUGCCACUCUUCGGCAAAACACAUCCUGCAAAGCAGGGAGUUGCUGGAUUUUUGAAAAGAAAUCUUUUUCCACCAGUACGAAAAUACCUGUUGACUUUUAAAGGAAAGAGGUAUACUUAUGGAAUUGGUUCAAGCACAAGAAAUGCUCUUUAUCAUAUUCAUAAUGGAGAAGAUAUCGUUAUGUUGACAACAUGCCGACAUGGAAAACAUUGGGAAUAUCACAUGGACAAGCGAUGUUUGGCAGAUAAUGAAGAAUAUGAAAAAUGGGAUUAUGCUGAACUUCUUCACAAUUCAACUUUUUGUAUGGUACCUCGAGGCCGUCGCCUUGGCUCAUUUCGAUUUCUUGAAUCACUACAAGCAGCAUGUAUUCCUCUCGUUCUUGCAAAUGGAUGGAAACUACCAUUCGAAGAAGUCAUAGAUUGGAGCAAAGCAAUGAUACCUUGGGAGGAAAGAUUGCUUCUUCAGGUACCUAGCAUGAUACGUGAAAUAGAUAUGGACAGCAUAAUGUUGAUGAAACAACAAUCGCAGUUUCUAUGGAACACUUAUUUUUCAACCGUAUCCAAUAUUGUACAGACAACCUUGGAGAUAAUUAACGACAGAGUGUUUCCUGAACUUGCUCGCUCACCAGAAGUAUGGAAUUCUAAACCGGGUGCACUCGUGUAUUUGCCAACAUAUAGCAACGAUUUACAUGACUACCCAGCUUUUUAUGACACACUAGGACUACAGUCACCAACCAACUUUACUGCCGUAAUCCAAGCUAUAUCACCAGUUACAAGUUCAGCAGCUCCUAUAAUUAAACUUGUUCGAUCUCUAUCCCAAUCUGCAGCAUGUUCGCAAAUAAUUAUUCUAUGGCAUUGUGACAAACCCCCACCGUCUUCAAGUCGUUGGCCGACAGAAUCAUCAAAAGGAAGCAAAACACCUUUGACUGUGAUCAAUGAUAAUCCAAAGCUUAUUGGUCGUCGAUUCUUUCCUUUCGACGACAUAAAAUCAGAUGUUGUUUUAAGUUUAGAUGAAGACACUGUUUUGAAUACAGAGGAGAUCGAUUUUUCGUUUGAAGUUUGGAGAACGUUCCCAGAACGUAUUGUGGGUUUCCCAGCACGAAGCCAUCUUUGGGAUGAGAACCGUUCCAAAUGGUUGUAUACUUCCAAAUGGCAAAAUUCUUACAGUAUUAUAUUAACUGGAGCAGCAUAUAUUCACAAGUAUUAUUUUGCAUUGUAUUCUGAAUGGUUACCACAAUCAAGCAGAGUAUUAGUAAAUGAACUUGGUAACUGUGAAGAUCUUCUUAUGAAUCAUCUUGUCGGUCAUGUUACAAAACUGCCACCUAUUAAAGUUACUCAAAAGAAACAAUAUAAAGAUACAAGUGCAAUCCAAGGACAGAAGACUGAACCACAGUCCAGGUGGGCAGAUCCAAAGCAUUUUGCAGAACGACAGACUUGCAUGAAUAAGUUUACUGAAAUGUUUGGUUAUAUGCCGCUCUCUGCAUCCCAAGUAAGAUUUGAUCCAAUGUUAUACAAGGAUAAUGUGUCGGUAUUAAGAAAGCGAUAUCCAAAGAUAGAGAUUUGAAGAUGCCUUCGUUAUCAUGAAUGAUAAUAAUUGAAAAAGAAAGCAUUGCUGAUGCUGUUGCAAGUCGAGAGUGGAGAAUAUUUGGUUUAAACAUGAUUGCACUUAUGUAUGCCAAAUGAAAUGUCGUAAUUAGUAUGGAUAGAUUGAAAAACAGUUUUGCUGGUUGGCCUUUCUCACAUAAUGUCCAUAAUUCUGCGAGUUGUGUGUUGAAUAGCUGAUUACACAAAUCUAACAGUAAUUUUGAUUACCAUGCAAACAAUAGUAAAUUCUUAGAUUUGACCCAAAUUCAAUUCAUUUGGCACAAUGGAGGUUGUGCCAAUGAAAUGCAAAUGUAUGCCAGUGGUUUGUCAGGGCAGUUUCUCGCAAAAGUGGUUGCUCAUCCUAAUUCAUAUAUGAAGAAAAUUCUAUGUCAAUGGUAAUAUCGGAAGAAAAAUACCAAAGGGCCAAAUUGAUUCAGCGAUGUUACUAAUCCAGUCUGAUUAAAAAUAAAAUACUCUGAAGCUGGAUAAAAUUUUUGAUUUACUUGAUUUGCCUGAUUAAGGCUAAAUAAUGAAUUGAUCAUGUUCUUUAAAUUAUCUCACUGAGAAUUUUUUUGGGUGGUAACCAGGGAAAUAGUUUUUAAUGAUUUCUAACAAUAAAAAAUAUUUGUUUCAAAUCUUGCUGAUUGACAUUUUCACAACAAGUCUGUUGCGAUAAGAAUAUUUUAGGCAAAGGCAAAAAUUUUGGAUUUUUACUCAAUGUAGACUAUUUUGUGUUGAAGUAUUCUGCCAACCUAUGGCUCAAAGAAAAGAAAGUGUAUCCUUUUUUUUUUUUAUUCCUAAUCUUGGUAUUUUAUGGUAAUGUUAUGAAGACUAUCUUUUUUUUUUAAACUUUGCGCUAUUUAUUAUUGUUAGUGUUAUCAUUACUGCUUAACGUUCCAUGUUUUGUCCUGUUGCUUUUGAUAUUGUUAACUUUAUUUAUAUCUUGUCAUGUGUAGCGAACUACAGAGGAAAUAGUACAUAUUUUAUGUCUUUCAAUGAACUUUCACUAAUUGUAUUAUUUAAAACCAUCUUCCAUGAAUUUAGUGAAUUUUGCAGGAUCAGCCAAAAAAAAACUUGUUACAUCACGAGUUUAGUGAAUAUAUACAUACAGAUACAACUAUAAACCCAACAGUUACCCCAAUUAAAAUGUUUCGAUAGUUGAUCAUGCAACUUCUACUGAUAAAUUUAUGUUAGAUAUCCCUUGGUGCCAAAUUAUUGCAAUUUUUGACGAAUAGGACAUUUUAUACAUAAUCUAAUACCUAAUAUCACAUCUGAUCUAUAUAAUUGUGAGCUUGAAUAUAUCGCGCCUCUUCUGGCGCAGUCUAUGGCUCUUGCUCGGCUUGCACAAGUUUACCAUUUAUACCUCUGAACCGACAAAACAUACUUUCUGUACAUGGUGCCUAUUUUGAAGCCGAAUAAUACUUUUUUUCUUUCCUAGCCUAAAUAAUUUGUGUGCUUCAUUGCAGCAUUUAUAAAAACGAUUUUACUUGUCCAAACUACUCUAAUGACUUCAGAUUUUCUAUGAAUGCUUGGGUGAAUAUAUUCCAAUGCUUUGUAGUGAGAAA